This is a messenger RNA of Diplodia corticola, 1572 nucleotides long. RefSeq lists its product as uncharacterized. The record is from RefSeq and is a predicted model, not a curated record. NCBI's taxonomy places the organism in Eukaryota, Fungi, Ascomycota, Dothideomycetes, Botryosphaeriales, Botryosphaeriaceae. The coding region runs from base 1 to 1572 and encodes 523 amino acids. The transcript is spliced from 2 exons.
AUGACCGCCAACGGGGAUCCGGCUGUCAGCCAGCUCGUCGAGCAGCUCGCCUUCGGCUUCGAUACUCUAUCGUCCGAGUACCGCAUUCUGCAUGACAGGCAUCGCGAGCUCGAGAACAAGCUCGUCUGGGCCAAGCAACAGUACCUCGACCUUCUGAAGCGAUUCACUCCCGAUAUUGCUCUUCAGGAUCACAAGGUGUUCGUGCAGAGCCUGGAGGAAGUCGAAAGACACGGCGAAGGGGGGCCGCCGGACUGGCUUGAUGCCCUUGCGCAAAGCGAUGAUGGUGAUCGCAGAACUGGUGCCUACAUUAUCCGGAACGCCGAGCGUGCUCGCGACCAGCUGAGAUAUUCCCGCCCGUUGCAAAGCCCGCUGAAAGACGCGGAGGGGGUCAAGAUUUGGAACGGUCGGACAGGUGAUCGAGCGUCGGACAGAAUGUCGAAGCUCGAAAGCCUGAGGCAGGCUGCCAGUGCUGCGGGGCUAGAAAGAGACUUCACCACUCCUGGCACCCCUGGGAAACUGGGGUGUCCUUUCGGCGCACCCAGCAUGCGAGGCCGGUCGACGAGCGGCAGAGGAAGCAUGGGUACACCUAGCCGUUCUCAGUCCAGAAUACUCCCCCAUGCCAUGCGGUCGAAGCGUUCAUCCUUUAAUGACCCUAUCAGGGCAGACAUAUGUGUAAUGGAGCCCCCGCAAUCCCCAGACCCGUCAGUCUCAGGCUCGGCUGCGCCAGUGUGUCCGAUCCGUUUCAUGGACGAUCACUCGCCGGAGGAAAUAGCAAAAUACUUUGAGAACCACAAGCAUGAACUGCCUCGUAGCCACGAGGUUUGCAUCAAACGUUUCCAGAGCAAUGCCGAGAGCAUUCGCCAGCUAGACGCAAAAUACGGCAGCUUGGUCAACAUGAUUCAGGGUCUGGGGGAGAAGCAUCAGCCCAUGCUGAAGGAAUCGCCGGCGGAUGAUGAGGCAGUCGUCGAGACCGAAUCCGGCGGUAGGGUUGCGGAUUGGGCCAAAGCCGUCAGUACAAGUGCUCAAGCCGGCGGCGAGGAAAGCCCGGACCCAGAACAACGUCUGCCCGAGGAGGAGGAGCGACAGCCACACUUCGACAGGCCUAUGAAAGAGAUACGGGUCGGCGAGUCGCCCAGUCGGCCAUGGGGAAUCUCAGUCCCAGCGGCAUAUAACAACGCUCCAAGCGUGGGCACUGACGGCGUUGUGACUGCAUCUCCUGUGCAGGACUCGCUUCCUGCCCCUCCAGCGCCUUCAGCGCCUCCUGUUGCCGAAAGCAGACCGCCUGGAAAGUGCCCCUUCGACCACACUAAAAUGCGUGGAGGUCCACCAUUCGCACCGAAAGGGGAUACUAGACCAGACCCUGAACCGGAGCAAAAGACGCUUCUUGCAGACGCUCCAACAAUUCAGCCGCCUCAGCCCGGACCAAAUCACGAACCAAACAUCAUCAAGACAGGACAGGAGACAUCGCAUCCGCCGCGGAUGGUGUUCACCGGCCCCGUCUUCAUCGGCUACUCGAUGGAACAGGCGAUAGCACUUUUGCAGCAGACCAACAUGGCAGGGAAGACAGGCUGA